This is a messenger RNA of Corticium candelabrum, 1067 nucleotides long. Its product is annotated as casein kinase II subunit beta-like. Gene Ontology annotation, molecular function: protein kinase regulator activity. The record is from RefSeq and is a predicted model, not a curated record. The transcript is spliced from 6 exons. The coding region runs from base 113 to 787 and encodes 224 amino acids. Gene Ontology annotation, cellular component: cytoplasm; protein kinase CK2 complex. Lineage: Eukaryota; Metazoa; Porifera; Homoscleromorpha; Homosclerophorida; Plakinidae.
UACGUGUCGCUCUUUGGCUGACCUUCCCAACGCACUCAUAGUUCCCAACGCCAACCCAACGGUCACUCAUCAAGGCGUCCGUUUAUCGUCAAUCGUCGCGGCUACCUUUAGAAUGAGCAGCUCGGAAGAAGUAUCAUGGAUAUCGUGGUUCUGUGGCCUCAAAGGCAACGAGUUCUUCUGCGAGGUGGACGAAGAUUACAUCCAGGAUAAAUUCAAUCUGACUGGUUUGAGCGAGCAGGUGCCGCACUAUCGCGACGCCAUCGACAUGGUGCUCGACCUUGAGCCGGCAGAUGAGGAUGAACACGACGACGCGAACCAUGCGGAUAUGGUCGAGCAGGCGGCCGAGCUGCUGUACGGUCUUGUUCAUGCGAGAUAUAUCCUGACGAAUAGAGGGAUAUCGCAGAUGGUGGAGAAGUAUCAGAGCGGCGAGUUUGGUCAUUGCAGUCGUUACUACUGCGACAAUCAACUUCUCCUCCCUGUCGGUUUGUCUGAUCUGCCGGCCGAGGCCAUGGUGAAGCUCUAUUGCCCAAAAUGCCAGGAAGUCUAUAACCCCAAGUCGUCGCGACAUCAGCACAUCGACGGCGCCUUCUUUGGCACAAGUUUCCCUCACAUGCUCUUCAUGGUACAUCCCGAGCUGCGCCCCCCACGAACACAAGCACAAUACAUACCAAGAUUAUACGGUUUCAAGCUUCACCCGUUGGCACACCAGAUACAGUAUCAAGCCGGUGAACGAGCUAGGAUGACACACCCACGGCAGCCGCGAGGGAAGGGGCCACAGUUCAAGUGACACGUAACACAGCUUGAUGUACAGUAGGGUGUAAAGUGGUAUCGAGAUCUUAUGUUGUUUACACUAACUAAAGUCAGGAUUUAUACUACAGAUUGUAGCACAGAAAGGUAUUCUGUAUGAAGACAUCUCUGUGCAAUUGAGAAAGCAAUAUGAGGGCGAGAAUACUAACAGUAGAGUCUAAGUACACGUCUUUGUCAAAUUGUCAGUGUCAGUAUGUACAAUAGUUGUGAUGAACAAGAUGUAUGUGUAAUACAUUCGUGUUAAUUAAUUAAUUAUUUAA